Myripristis murdjan (pinecone soldierfish) is the source of this 4951-nucleotide messenger RNA. RefSeq names its product rho GTPase-activating protein 29-like. Gene Ontology annotation, biological process: activation of GTPase activity; signal transduction. Bases 1 to 4158 code for a protein of 1385 amino acids. Gene Ontology annotation, cellular component: cytoplasm. Lineage: Eukaryota; Metazoa; Chordata; Actinopteri; Holocentriformes; Holocentridae. The record is from RefSeq and is a predicted model, not a curated record. Gene Ontology annotation, molecular function: GTPase activator activity. The transcript has 21 exons.
AUGUUACGGAAGAGCAGCAGCAGUGGAGGUGGUGGGAUUAAGCGCACCCAGGGUCCGCCACGACACGUCUCCAACCCCCACACAGGAUCUCUGUCAGCCGGCUCCACCAAGACCUGGGACAUGGGCCACAGGUCCAAGAACCCCAACCCUCUGAGCAGCAUGGGUCUGGGGUCCCGCAUCGUGGGUGCCCCAGGAGUGGACCCGGACUACGUUAUGCAGCUGGUGAACGAUGUGCGGAAGUUUGCUGAUGUGCUGCUCAGCCUCAAGGAGGCUUUUCAGUCUAAAGACAGCCAGGAGGGUCUCCAGCAGGUGGUCCAGGAGCGUUUGGGGGAGUUACUUCGUGUUCUCAAAUCUGUCAUUGGCAAACACCAGACCCUCAACUCUUCUGAUAUCCUGGGAGCUGCUGGCACGGUUAUUGCUAAGGUCAAAGGCGUUAACUUCAAGGAAGUGAACCCAGAAAACAAAAAGGCUAUAUUCAGCGAGAUACACACAUCCAUUGACACUUUGGCAUUCACAUUCGGCAAUGUAGUUUCUGACUUCCUUAUGGGAGAUGUGGACAGCAGCUCAGGGUUGGGGAUCCCCCAGACCAGGAGAAGCAGGUCUUUUGAUAAUCUCUCUGUGGAUCCCGGGGAAUAUGUUUCAGAGAAAAGUGACCUUGUGGGCCCAGAGGUGGUGCUGUCACGGGAGGAGGAAGUCGACCUGACCCUCCUGAAGAAUGAGAGUGGGGUGGAGUCCGCAUUGCUCUAUGCUAAGGCCUGGUCCAAGUAUAUCAAAGACCUUCUGGCCUGGAUGGAGAAAAGACUGGCUAUGGAUAUUGAAUAUGCUAAAAGCUAUGCUAAAAUGGCUGAAUCUGCAAAGACACUAGCAAGUCAACAGGACUACAUGCCAUUUAGUGAUGUCUAUGUUUCAACAUUCAAGAAUGACAUUGAGUACAGCCAGCUGCUCAUUCAGACUGCAGUGGCUCUCCAGACCAAUAAAUUCAUCCAGCCUCUGCUGGCCCGUAAGAAUGAACUGGACAAGCUGAGGAAAGACAUCAAGGAUCAGUGGCAGAGGGAGCAAAAGAAAAUGCACGAAGCAGACGUGAGCAUGCGUAAGGCACGAGCACUGAAGGCCCAGCGCAGAGAGGAGUACCAGAAGGCCCAGUCGUCCGCCAGCCGCUCCCAGGAGGAGCAGCAGUCUAACACGGGGAACAAACAGCUGGAGAAGAAGAGGAGGCUAGAGGAGGAGGCCCUGCACAAGGCAGAGGAGGCUCAGGAACAGUACAGGAGCUGUAUGGCUGACGCAGGCGUCAGAAAAAUGGACCUAGCCAACGCCAAGAGCACCAUCCUCACACAGAUCAGAGAGCUGGUCUUCCAGUGUGAUCUCACCCUCAAAGCUGUGACAGUGAAUUGGUUCCAGAUGCAGCAGGCGCAGAUUGUGUCGCUCCCUGCCCACUACCAAGCCCUGAGUGAGAGUGCCAAGCUGUAUGAACCGGGCGAGUGCUAUGCUGAGUUUGUCCGCAACUUGCCAAAAGUGCUGCCUAAAGAACGCUUGCACUCUGACUCCAUCUCCUCUGACAAUGCCAGGUUUAUUUUCAACAAAAGGUCAGUCGGCAGCACCCACUCCUCCCAUGGCAACCUGUCGCAGGCGUCCAUCACUUCCUGUGACGUGUUGAGCGGCGAUGAGGUUGACAUUCCCCUCCAUUCCCAGCCAGGGAAGAUUGGCGAGCUGAGGUCCAAUAGCAGCACAGACAUCCAAGCGCUGAGAGGCCAGGCCCCGCUGCGAGCCUGGGCCUCAGGCAGCCAGGGGAGCCAGGGAGGGAUGUGCAGUGACUCGGAGAGUGCCGGAGGCAGCAGUGAGUCAAGGUCCAUGGACUCUCCCACCGCCAGCCCAGGUGAUUUCAAACGACGGCUGCCCAGAACUCCCUCCACUGGCACCAUGUCCUCUGCUGAUGACCUGGAUGAGAGAGAGCCACCAUCACCCUCAGACAAUGGCCUGGCAGAGAUGGUGACCGAGACAGCCAGUUCCCCUGGUCCCUUCCGAAACGCUCAGAUGUCCAAGGCCGCCCAAACCCACAAGUUGAGGAAGCUGCGAGCCCCGUCUAAGUGCAGGGAGUGUGACAGUCUGGUCGUUUUCCAUGGAGCCGAGUGUGAGGAGUGCUCCCUGGCCUGCCAUAAGAAGUGCCUGGAGACACUGGCCAUCCAGUGUGGCCAUAAGAAGCUGCAAGGCAGACUACACUUGUUUGGUAUCGACUUUGCCCAGGCAGCAAAGAACACCCCAGAUGGGAUCCCCUUCAUUAUCAAGAAGUGCACCUCUGAGAUUGAGAGCCGAGCCCUCAACAUCAAGGGUAUUUACCGUGUGAAUGGUGCCAAAUCACGUGUGGAAAAGCUCUGCCAGGCAUUUGAAAAUGGCAAGGACUUGGUUGAACUGUCUGAACUCUCACCUCAUGACAUCAGCAAUGUCCUCAAACUCUACCUGAGACAGUUACCAGAGCCGCUGAUCCUCUAUCGUUAUUACAAUGACUUCAUUGGCCUGGCCAAGGAGUGCCAAAGAGUGUUGGUGGAGGAGGCCGACGGAGCACAAGGAGCCCAGACAAGAGAGAAGAGUGGGCUCAGCGUCCAGCUCAACAGAGUCAUCUUCAAGAUACGAGACCUGCUCCGCCAGCUGCCUCCGGCUCACUACAGGACCUUGCGCUUCCUCAUAGCACACUUAAACAGAGUGACUGAACAAGCGGAGGAGAACAAGAUGACCGCCAGCAACCUGGGCAUCAUCUUUGGCCCCACACUGGUCAAGCCACGGCAGACAGAUGCUGAGGUGUCCCUGUCCUCCCUGGUGGACUACCCCUACCAGGCCCUGAUGGUGGAGCUCCUGGUGCGACACUUUAACGUGAUCUUUGACAUUUCACCCCUGUCUGGCUCCGACCUUACCACAGCUGGCCAGGCUUCCCCCAGGCUCACCCCGCAGGAGAAGGAGCAGAGGCUCAGCAGACAUUCCACCUCCCUGGUAGACAUCAAAGAGAGUGCCAGAGUGUACAAAAGGCAUUCGUCAGUGAUCCCUUCCUCUCAUAUCUUGGAUGAGGUGCACGAAGUCCAGCCAGGAACAGACAGAACAGAGAUCAUGGACAGACUCAACGGGAUCCAGACAUCUGAUGCUGCUGAUGUCCAGAGGUCAACCCUGGUGUUUGGCCGUCCCAGCUCCAACCUACCCUCCACCUCCAUGGCACCAAAGGUUCAGCUGCGCACCCAGCGCUCCAGAAUGGUGUCUCGGCCGAUCAGUAUGCCCCUGGAACGCCUGCCCACCCGCGCACAGGUCAUGGAGAAGAAGAGCCAUGACACUGCUGCUAACGCCAACGCUAACCCUGAUGAGCGGGACCUUACCACUGAAGUCAUACAAGAGGCAGCUGAGCCAGAAAAGACCCGCCCCGGUGGCUCAUCCCGGGUUAGCACUUACUACAUCACCCCGUUCAUUGACACACAGACAAUGCAGAGGAGGACCUGGGACAGGAAGUACAAGCACUACGAUGUCACUCCCAGAACAGCCAUGAUAGUUGCCAAUCUGCCACCCACUAACUCUGGAGCGCAGCCUGCAAAAGCAGCGACGCCGGCCACUGUUGGGUCGCAGGUGGCGACCCCCUCUCCCGCUUCCAUUCCCACCUCAAGUAGUGUUAGCACCAUAUUCCCCAACCAUCCGUACACAGUGUCAAUCAAACCCAUGUGGACUUCCAAAAGGGAAAAUGACACAGAUAACUCAGUCAGUGAGCCUAGCAGCUCCACAAAUGCUCCGAUCACAUUCAGGGCACCCAGGACUCUGCAGCCCCCUCCUGGAACUUUCUACAAGCCUCCUGUUUCCAUAGGCAGCAGAGCCAGGACACUUCCAAACUGGACUACUACCGUUACCACCAUCACUAACACCACCGCCUCCCAUUCUCUUACCAACCCCACCCAGGUGGUCACCUCUUCUGACCACAGCAGCCCCCCACAGACAAGGCUCCAGACACAAGACUCCGUAGACAGCACCACUGACCCUGAGGUCGCGACCUCCGCGACCCUUUCACCCCCCCAGUCGCCACCUUCCAGCAGCCCUGAUGAUCUGAGCCCCAGUGAGGCCAAACUCGUCUACCAAAGACUGCGUCCUCGGCGCCUGCAGGAACUCGAACACAGAGAAGCCCAUUUUGUCUGAAAGUAGCAACCAAAAUAAAGCUUUUAUAUCUGUAAAUAUAAAUGUACCUGUGCCAUAGUGUAUAUUGGGGAGGGAAAAAACACUUAUUUUUAUCAGAGAAGUUGAGAGCUAGUGUAGGCCUGUGAAAACGAACCACAAAAGUGUUAAAAGUGCUAAUAUAUUCUCUGUUACAUGUUGGAGUCAUAGCAUAAACAACGGUUGGUCUUCCCAUCGUUCAGAACAUGCACAUUUUGAUGCCAACAUUGUGUUUAGUGUUUUUAAUAAAUAAAUCCUUUGUCUAUUUUUCUCUCAAAAGAAAUCAUACCAGCCACAAAAUUUACUGUAAACAAGUCUGUCUGUAAAAAAUAAUGUAAGCCUAUCGUUCUGUUUGUUUUAGUCAAACAAUUAAAUUUAUGUAUAUGAACAAUGAUUGAUUUUUUUUAUGAAAUGAUAUUUUAUUGUAACCACACAAUGCACUUACUCAAUGCAGGUUCAAUUCUAACGUCGCCAUGUUAAAUUUUGUAGACGAUUUAUUAUAUUCCACAAGGAAUAGAUGGAGGUAUUUUUUAACAUGAGGUUUUUAAUUGUAAAAAAACAAGAGUUCAAUAUUGUUACCCUUAAGUUUUUCCAACGUAGCCUGUGAUUGGUACCUGUUUUUUUCACUAUGUAAACGUUAUGUAUCUGUUUACAUUUUAUAUUCUUUCAUACUGCAUGUUUGUCACGGCAGUUUUGUCUCAACAAAUAAUUGUGACUAUACCGAAUAUCGACAUGCAACAGUUCUUGCUGCAGAUUAAAAUUGUAGUUCAAACUGUUA